Messenger RNA from Bursaphelenchus xylophilus (pine wood nematode), 4190 nucleotides. NCBI's taxonomy places the organism in Eukaryota, Metazoa, Nematoda, Chromadorea, Rhabditida, Aphelenchoididae. The record is from the annotation of a GenBank genome assembly.
AUGCAGAAUUACUCGGACAAUCGGUCGGUCUUGAACGUGCUGUUCCAUCCACAACAUCCCGACAUCUUCGAGUGCGCCUAUGAACGACACAGCAUCUACAGCAAGCAAUGUCUGAUGCCCGGCGUGAUGGUGGAGGUUGUUUAUUUAGGCCUGAAAUGGGCUCUCCCAAAUCUCUAUGCUAUAUAGGUUUUGUUAUAUUGCAAAUUUCAGAUCCUAAGCUUCAUUGCGAAGAAGGCCAAUCUCACGUUGAAAUUGACAAUGGAUUACGACAUUCUUUAUGAUUAUGAAGAUAUUUGCCGACGGCUAAAUCAAGGGGAAAUUGAUGUUUUUGGGAGUACGGUGCGAUCAAUGUCAACGCUGCGGGAAAACUGCGAUCUUUCCGUUACUCUGUACAGCGUAAGCACAAAAUUAAUAUGAUUUUAACUGAUCAGGUUAAACCCUACAUCUUUACCAAAACCAUCGACCAUGUCGGAAGCGGUUGGUGGAAUCUGAUGACCAUCUAUGACAAGUUUACAUGGCUGUUCAUUCUUUUAUCUAUCCUCUUGGAAUCCACCUUUAUCUACCUAAUAAGCAAGUGCGAGCAACGAUUGGGCCUAGAUACCUCUAUAAGUGCGACAAAUGUAUGUCCGUAAUACAAUCUCCGAUACAUUCUAUUUCUUCUAGAUCAUCUGGAAGAUGUUCCGAAUUCAGUUAUACCAAUCAGAAUCGACCAGAUUCAAACUCUCCUCAGGCAAUCUUUCCAUCACACUGUUUGCUCUAUUACAUGGCCCAAUUAUGUUGGGGAUAUAUUCGUCCAGUUGUUUGGCCGCCUUAAUGCGGACUCCGGAUCAGCGGACACUUCAGAGCGAACACUACAUUUUUGAGAAUCUCCGGAAAGGAAGAAAGAAACUGGUUUCGUGGGGCCCGAUGGAGAACUUCAGAGAGCAGAUCUUUAAUCACAGCGAACAAAAGUUCCUGGAUUUACAGCGAGCUGUUGGCGAUAAUGGGUUGGAAACGCAUUUAACAUUCCAUGGUUGGUUUAUUUCAAAAACAUAAUUUUUUGGAAAUUUUGAUCGAUUAAUUUCGAAACGAUUAGCAAAAUAAAUCUUCAGGUCAAGAUCGUACCUUAUACAGUAUUUGUUAGGCUUCCAUACUACAAAAACUGCCUAUAAUAAACAAUUACGAAUGUCCCAAAAGCCAAUUUUAUCCCAAAAAUAACCCUUUCUAUAACAGUUAUAUAUUGCUUGCCCUUGAAAGGUUAUGAGUUAUUACUUAUAAGUUUAUUGCAAUUUCAAUAACUUCUUAAAAAGAUGUGUAUAAUAAUGAUGCCUAUAAAGGGUCGAUUAUAUAAUUACACUAUACAGUAAGAUAUAUGAAGGGGAAACAAUAUAUAUAUAAUAAGACAAUUACUGGGCCUACUCCAGACGGAGGGGCGCGUCGGUUCUCCCGAACCUCCUCCCUCCUUGACUCCCAAAUCAACUAACUAAUUCUUAUCAAGGGUACCUACGACCCUUUCGAGUCGGGGCGUAUCUAUGAUGUGUCGCGCUGCUAUUGGGCACAUAUAACUCCUUUCAUAUUUUUCCGUUAGGAUGCCUCCGGCAUCCUGCAUUAAAUUUUAGAUACUGCUUUUACAAGAAGCUCUAGAAAUUUGGUCUACUUUGUCAGGUUAGACCUGAGAAGUAGUGUUGGUUAUAAAUGUGAUCGGAAAUCAAUCUAGCGGAGAUGUCUAGGACUCAGGUUAAGACAGGAUUUUUUUCUAACAGUGGAAGACAUUAAAGCUUUCAAUGUAUUAUAUAAUCGAAAAACUUCUUGGCAUUGAGCUUGGGCGUAUGCAUCUGGAACUUUAUCCUCUCAGGUCGUUGUUUGGAUUUGUCGCGUUUGGUGACAGUCGGUAUUGACAUCAUGGCUUUUCCUGGGCAGGUGAAUGAUGUUGACAAUUUUUGGGUAGAAAGAUACCAUCCAUUCACAUUUUUUUCGAUCUCAUGUUGUUUCGGACCAUGCCAGACGGGAAUGGGACCCUUCCGUUGCAAUGACCAUAGCAGAUACCCAGGGUGUACCAUCAGCUUGUUCGAUGAUGUCGAACUUUACCAUUUUGCCUAUGCGUUCUAGAAGCUGCUGUCGAUAUUUUGAUGUAUCUGGCAGGGCUCUGUGUAAAUUAUCGCAAUUCCUAGUCGUAGGCUAUCCCGUGAGAAAAUAUCUUCAUACUCGCUGAUCAAAUUUUAUAAAUUGAUGACGUUAUCAAUUAUCAGCUAGAAGAGAUUCUUCGGCUUUGGUGAGAUUGAAACUAUCACUUUAGAUAAGGUAUUUAACAUUUCCUCGUCUAUGGGUUCUAAAAAUUCCUUGUGUAAUACUAGGAUGUAUCUGAACGGCCUCUGGUGCUAAACUGUCACUAUAAAUUUCAGAUUGAGCUAACCUUUAAAAUACCGUGUCUUUCUGUGCUCUUAGUCGGGCAGGAAAGUGGUUUUGACUUAUUUAUAAUUUCUGGGGCAAAAAUUUUGUAUGCUCCCUGGUCUGUGUGGAAGCUCAUGGCGGGAAAUGCUUGAUCACCUAAGGUGAUGAGCUUCUUAUCCUGGUCUAGGUAGAGUGUGAAAAAAAUUUUUUUUUUCUGAAACGUCAUUUCCUAAUGAGAUAGUGUGUCCACAAUCAUCAAAAGGAGUAUAAGAAAAUAAAGCAAACUACAAAAUUGACUACUACUAUUAUAAUCAUCCACGUAUAAUUUCGCGAGGUUUAUACGAAGUUAAGAAAUAAUAACAGUGCCAUAAAAUGAGUUGAAUUGGCAGGAAUUCGGGUACGGAUGAUCGGGAGAUCGAGAGUAAAGGUAGCGUUUUGGCUCAAGAAUCGUUGGCUACAACGGUUGAUAAGAUAAGUUUGGCCGAACUUUCUAAUCAAGUUGAUAGCGGCGAUAUACGUAUACGAAAAGAAACUGGUCUCGGUCGCAUCGAGACGGUCGUAAAGAUAUGGGGGUCGCGGCGUGCCAGGUGCAGUGCAACUACAGUACGUAGCCGUCAGCCUUUUCGAGCGGUGCAUUACUAAGACGCUAAUAAUCCAUAAUUGCGUGGCAACGGUAGCGCAUAAUGCUUAACCUACUCUAGAACAGUGUUCGGGGGCCCACACAUUUUACCUCGCAGAGACUCAUGCUCUUCAACCUAUAACAGACCUAUGAAACGCACAGAAAGGUAGACCACUUUACGGUACUUAGCAGUCGUAUUCACGGACGGCGCCCAUACACCGUCACUUAGUCUAGCUAUAGGUAUCCCGAUCCUAAGCAAGGGGGCACUACUAACUGGGGCGGAUGAACGCGACUCGCUGCUACCAGUUAUAUAUUGCUUGCCCUUGAAAGGUUAUGAGUUAUUACUUAUAAGUUUAUUGCAAUUUCAAUAACUUCUUAAAAAGAUGUGUAUAAUAAUGAUGCCUAUAAAGGGUCGAUUAUAUAAUUACACUAUACAGUAAGAUAUAUGAAGGGGAAACAAUAUAUAUAUAAUAAGACAAUUACUGGGCCUACUCCAGACGGAGGGGCGCGUCGGUUCUCCCGAACCUCCUCCCUCCUUGACUCCCAAAUCAACUAACUAAUUCUUAUCAAGGGUACCUACGACCCUUUCGAGUCGGGGCGUAUCUAUGAUGUGUCGCGCUGCUAUUGGGCACAUAUAACUUAACGAAACUUAACAAAGAGAUUUCGUCCUUACUCCCUUAGAGUGUACGAUCUUAAAAUUUCCUAAUACGGAUAAAAGUUAAUCAUAAAAAUCUAAUUUUUGACUUCAGCGAUUCUCGACUCUUUCAACCACCACCACAACUACGUGUACGACUACAAAAACACGGGUAUUGGCCUCAAACUGCUCGAAUCUUGCGAUACCAAUGUUGCCCACAUUUAUUUGCCCCCUGUCACCCGCCAUUUGAUGCUUACGAAAAAUAGUCCACACACAAAAGCGAUAAAUGAAGCGAUAGAGCAAAACCACGCAAAAAUCAUAUCAAUCUAUCGGAGUUACAUUAGCCGCAUGUCAUCAACCGUUUGUAAAUCCUACAGAAUUGGAGAUCCACUCAGUAAGUUGACGACGACUUUUGAUGACUCUGAAAUUUCAGAGCUAAGUUUCUACUACGGAGUUCUUCUGGUCUGCUCUGGCAUCCUCACAGUUUCACUUGGCCUGCUGCUUUUGGAAAGGCUUCAUUUCAAAUUUAAACGUCUGAAUAGGGCGAUUCAGAGCAUUUGUGAAUGA